GACGCCUGCUCCGUCCUCUUAAAGCAACAUGCCCAGUUAACUAACUUCAGUCUGAGCAAACCACUCAACAGAGACCGCUACAACGGAGGCCCUGGCCACCCUGGCACAUUGACUCUGACCCCUGCUGGAUACAGAAAUGGCUAACAAUUUUACUACUGCACUGGCAACUUCUCAGGGCAAUAACUGUGAUCUCUAUGCACACCACAGCACAGCCAGGAUAUUAAUGCCUUUGCAUUACAGCCUUGUCUUCAUCAUUGGUCUGGUGGGAAACCUGUUGGCCUUGGUUGUCAUUGUUCAAAACAGAAAAAAGAUCAACUCAACCACUCUCUACUCGAUGAACUUGGUGAUUUCCGACAUCCUGUUUACCACAGCUUUACCCACUCGGAUAGCCUACUACGCACUAGGCUUUGACUGGAGGGUCGGUGAUGCCCUGUGCCGGAUAACUGCCCUGCUGUUCUACAUCAACACGUACGCCGGUGUGAACUUCAUGACCUGCCUGAGUAUAGACCGCUUCUUCGCUGUGGUGCACCCUCUGCGCUACAACAAGAUUAAGAGAAUCGAAUACGCAAAGGGCGUUUGCGUAUCUGUCUGGAUUCUAGUAUUUGCUCAAACACUGCCUCUGCUCAUCAGCCCUAUGUCAAAGCAGGAGGGGGACAGGACGACCUGCAUGGAAUACCCCAACUUCGAAGAGACAGCUUCGCUCCCCUGGAUUCUGCUCGGAGCCUGCCUGCUGGGCUAUGUGCUGCCCCUCAUAGUCAUUCUCAUCUGCUACUCUCAGAUCUGCUGCAAACUCUUCAAGACCGCCAAGCAAAACCCACUAACUGAGAAAUCCGGGGUGAACAAAAAAGCUCUCAAUACAAUUAUCUUCAUCAUUGUUGUGUUUGUUCUCUGCUUCACACCUUACCACAUAUCAAUCAUUCAACACAUGAUUAAGAAACUCUGUUCCCCUGAUGCCCUAGAAUGCGGCCCAAGACAUUCCUUCCAGAUCUCUCUGCACUUCACAGUGUGCCUGAUGAACUUCAACUGCUGUAUGGACCCUUUCAUAUACUUCUUUGCGUGCAAAGGGUACAAGAGAAAGGUCAUGAAGAUGCUCAAGCGUCAGGUCAGCGUGUCAAUCUCCAGUGCAGUGAGGUCAGCCCCUGAGGAAAAUUCACGCGAGAUGACGGAGUCGCAGAUGAUGAUCCACUCCAAGGCUUCCAACGGAAGGUAAAUGGGCACAUGGGUCACAGCAGAGCAAGCCACAUGGUGGCCUCGGCAGACUGACUGUCCAGUUCCCAGUACGGAUUCCUUUCAACUUCCCACUGCCAGUCUGCCAACCAACACACCGAGAUCCAGGCCAGCCCGAGAGAACAACAAAAGCAUGUUCUACUUCAUGAAUUAUAGACACAGGAAGGCCAGCUUAGCAAGUCUCGAUGUAAAAGGAGAUGUUCUGUGUUCCUAUGAACAUAGUCAUUACUAUUUCUGCCAAUAGUUUGGCAAAAGAUAAAUGACUGAUUGCACUAUACAUUAUCAGUGUAAAAACGUCAAUACUGUAAUAUAGGAAACAUAUUUCUUAAUUUACAUCUCUUUCAAUUUUAGGUUUUAUCUCCCUAGUUUUUAUUUGUUUGUUUGUUUUGUUCUGAGACAACUGUUUUAAGGAAUAUUUUGUGGGAUAAAGAACAGGAUGUAACAGAAGUAUUCAUAUGCUACUGCCAACGACCAGCAGAAGUUACAAGUGUAAUUAGCAAAAGGUGGAUGAAAAGCAAAGGUGUGAGUGCUCACGACAACAGAGCAGUGAGAGCAUCUCCCCAGACAGCCAGGCCUGCGCUCUGGACCGCCGCUCAGAAACGGAACUCUCGAUGGAAAGCAUGUCCACAUGCUGCACUCUUUAGGAUGGAAAACCGGCAGUACCUGGUAUCUAUAUACUCUAGAUUAGGCUAUAAGAAGUGGGGGCAGUGAGGAUUACAAGUAUAAUCGCCACAUUUGCCUAAAUAAAUCAGGAAGUAAGAUGCACUAUUUAUAAAUUACGAGUUUUCAGGAUUUUUUUGUCUUUAGAGGCAGGUUUUCUCUGUGUAGUUUUUGGAGCCUUUCCUGGAACUCACUCUGUAGACCAGGCUGGCCUCAAACUCAGAGAUCUGCCUGCCUCUCCCUCCCAAGUACUGGGAUUAAAGAUAUGCACCACCAUUGCCUGGCUAAUUUUUUUUUAUUUUUAAAAAACUUAUUUAAAAUUUAUUUUUAUGUGUAAAGAUGUUUUGCCUACAUGUAAUUCACUGCACGAUGUGUGAGCAGUGCCUGCAGAGGCCAGAAGACGACGUCAGAUGCCUCUGGACUGGAGUUAUAGUGUUGGAAAUUGAACAUGGGUCCUCUGGAAGAGCCGUUAACCACUGAGCCAUCUCUACAAAACCCUUUUCUGUUUCUGAGACUAUGGAAUUCUCUAUGUGGACAGGCUAGCCUUAGACUGGUGUAUGAUCCUCCUGCCCCCUGCCUCCCUAGUGCUGGGCUGCAGGUGUCAUCUGCUCAGGGUCUUGUGACAUUAUACACCUGCCCACAGGACUGCCUUAAUACGGGCAGGUGGCCUUCCUAAACACUGUCUGCCUGAUCAAAUUUGCUUUCUUCUAGUCCUGAAAUUUCCCCAGUACAGUAUCUCAGAUGGCAACGAUACCAAUUUAGAUGACAGAGAAGAAAUAAAACACUAUGAGUCAAAAUUUCAAUUUUUAUUGUGGUAUAUGCCCU
Messenger RNA from Peromyscus maniculatus bairdii (prairie deer mouse), 2712 nucleotides. RefSeq names its product G protein-coupled receptor 183 (gene Gpr183). NCBI's taxonomy places the organism in Eukaryota, Metazoa, Chordata, Mammalia, Rodentia, Cricetidae. Gene Ontology annotation, biological process: G protein-coupled receptor signaling pathway; B cell activation involved in immune response. Gene Ontology annotation, cellular component: membrane. The record is from RefSeq and is a predicted model, not a curated record. Gene Ontology annotation, molecular function: oxysterol binding; G protein-coupled receptor activity.